Messenger RNA from Scophthalmus maximus (turbot), 5282 nucleotides. It is a transcript of the gene lamc1, whose product is annotated as laminin, gamma 1. NCBI's taxonomy places the organism in Eukaryota, Metazoa, Chordata, Actinopteri, Pleuronectiformes, Scophthalmidae. Bases 278 to 5101 code for a protein of 1607 amino acids. The record is from RefSeq and is a predicted model, not a curated record. The transcript is spliced from 28 exons.
CAGUAGCGGACUGGGUGUAGUCUGGAGUCGGUUGAUGGCGGCGGACACAAAGAGCUGAGGCCCGAGCAGAGACCCGCACACCGCCCGCACCGCCCGCACCGCCCCGCCGGACACGAGCCUCUGGACGCGGCCGAACCGUCCCGAACCUUCCUCCGCUGCUCGGCAUCUGUCGGUUACCGGAGAGUUGCGGCAAAAACUUUGCACGAAGUUCAGCGGAAAGAAGUUCCGCGUCGCAGCCGCAGAGGUUCUCGUGUCGGAGGAGCAGCACCGGGCAGCGAUGCGCGCUCGGUCGGUGAGCGGGGCCCCGGGCCCCCCGGGCCCCCCGGGGCCCCUGGCGGCCCUGGCGGCCCUCAGCCUGCUGCUGUGCGCCCGCGCCGCCAUGGACGAGUGUGUGGACGAGCAGCGCCGCGCGCAGCGCUGCAUGCCCGAGUUCGUGAACGCCGCGUUCAACGUGACGGUGGUGGCGACCAACACCUGCGGCUCCCCGCCCGAGGAGUACUGCGUCCAGACCGGCGCCACCGGCGUCACCAAGUCGUGCCACAUCUGCGACGCGCGCGACGCGCGGAACCACCACAGCGCGGCGGACCUGACGGACUACAACAACCAGCAGGACACCACCUGGUGGCAGAGCCAGACCAUGCUGGCGGGGGUCCAGUACCCGAGCGCCAUCAACCUCACCCUGCACCUCGGUAAAUCCUUCGACAUCACCUACGUGCGGCUCAAGUUCCACACCAGUCGUCCCGAGAGCUUCGCCAUCUACAAGCGGACCAGCGAGUCCGGGCCCUGGGUCCCGUACCAGUUCUACAGCGGCUCCUGUGAGAAGACGUACCGGAAGACGAGCCGCGGCUUCAUCCGCACCGGCGAGGACGAGCAGCAGGCGCUCUGCACCGACGACUUCAGCGACAUCUCGCCGCUCACCGGCGGCAACGUGGCCUUCUCCACGCUGGAGGGACGACCGAGCGCCUACAACUUCGACAACAGCCCCGUCCUGCAGGACUGGGUGACGGCCACCGACAUCCGAGUGACCCUGAACAGACUCAACACGUUCGGAGACGAGGUCUUCAACGACCCCAAGGUCCUGAAGUCCUACUACUACGCCAUCUCUGACUUCGCCGUGGGAGGAAGGUGUAAGUGUAACGGCCACGCCAGCGAGUGUGUGAAGAAUGACGGUGGACGACUGGUGUGUAACUGCAAACACAACACGGACGGUGACGACUGCAACAUCUGCAAACCGUUCUACAAUGACCGGCCGUGGAGGAGGGCGACCGCCGACAAUGCCAACGACUGUCUGCCCUGUGACUGUAACAGUAAGAGCAGUGAGUGUUACUUCGAUGCCGAGCUGUACCGGGCCACAGGUCACGGAGGUCACUGCAAGAACUGCGCUGACAACACCGACGGACCGAACUGCGAGCGUUGCCUUGACAACUACUACAGAGACCAGAGCGGCAGCGGCUGCCUGCCCUGCGGCUGCAACUCGGUCGGCUCUGAUUCUCCUCAGUGUGACAACAGAGGAAUGUGUGCAUGUAAACCAGGAGUGACCGGAGAGAAGUGUGACCGCUGCCAUCCGGGGUUCCACAGUCUGACAGAGGCCGGCUGCAGGUCUUGCUCUUGCUCGCCCUCGGGCAGCACUCAGGAGUGUGACGUGAACACGGGUCAGUGUCGCUGUAAAGACAACGUGGAGGGUUUCAGCUGCGACAGGUGUAAGCUGGGUUACUUCAACCUGGACCCGUCCAACGCUCAGGGAUGCACGCCGUGUUUCUGCUUCCACCAUUCGUCCGUGUGCGACAGCGCCGAAGGCUUCAGCGUCCACGCCGUCAGCUCCGCCUUCAGCAGAGAUGACGAGCAGUGGACCGCUCAGCAGCGUGAUGGGUCCAGUGUCUCAGUCCAGUGGUCUCCCAGUGGACAGGAAGUCUCCCUCAUCUCAGACGACUACUUCCCCAUGUACUUCGUAGCCCCAGAAAAGUUCCUGGGGAACCAGAUGCUGAGUUACGGACAGAACCUGACCCUGAGUUUCCGUGUGGACCGGCGGGACACGCGUCUGUCGGCGGAGGACCUGGUCCUGGAGGGAGCGGACCUGAGGGUGGCCGUCCCCCUCAUCGCCCAGGGCAACGCCUACCCCAACGAGAACAUGCAGACAUACGUGUUCAGGCUCCAUGACAGCACUGAUUACCCCUGGAGGCCGACAAUCAGCCACUCUGACUUCCAGAAACUUCUCCACAACCUUACGGCCGUCAAGAUCCGAGGAACCUACAGCGAGAGGAGCGCCGGUUACCUUGACGACGUCUCCUUGGUGACAGCGAGGCGUGGCCUCGGGGUCCCGGCCCGCUGGGUGGAGCAGUGCACCUGUCCCCAGGGUUACCAGGGUCAACACUGUGAGCAGUGCACUCUGGGAUACCGCCGCGCCCGCCCCGCGCUUGGAGCAUUCAGCGCCUGUGAGCCCUGCAACUGUAACGGACACAGCGACGCCUGCAACCCCGACUCAGGUGCGUGCGACUGUCAGCACAACACGGCAGGUUUGAGCUGUGAACGCUGUAAAGAUGGUUUCUAUGGCGACGCCACCCAGGGGUCGUCGGACGCCUGUACGCCGUGUCCCUGCCCGACCGGUGCCACCUGCGCUGUCGUCCCCUCCACCAGAGAGGUGGUCUGCACCAACUGCCCUGCGGGAACCACAGGGAAGCGCUGCGAGCUCUGUGACGACGGGUUCUUUGGCGACGCGCUGGGCCAGAGCGGGCCGGUCAGAGCCUGCCGAGCCUGCAAGUGCAGCGACAACAUCGACCCCAACGCCGUCGGCAACUGCAACCGGGAGACGGGCGAGUGCCUGAAGUGCAUCUACAACACGGACGGCUUCUUCUGCGACCGCUGCAAGGAGGGUUUCUACGGCAACGCCCUGGCGUCCAGCCCCGCGGACAAGUGCAAACCCUGCUCCUGCUCGCCCUCCGGGACGGUGGGUCGUCAGACCGGCUGCUCUCAGGUCACUGGUCAGUGUCCGUGUCUGCCCAACGUGGCCGAGCGCGACUGCAGCGCCUGCGAGCCCGGAUUCUUCAACCUGCAGAGCAGUGACGGCUGCGAACGGUGUAACUGUAACCCCAUUGGCUCCACCAACGGUCAGUGUGACAUCACCACCGGACAGUGCGAGUGUCAGCCCGGCGUCACCGGUCUGCACUGCCAGCGCUGCGAGGUCAACUCCUUCGGCUUCGGCUCGUCCGGCUGCAAACCCUGUGACUGCGACCCCGAGGGCUCCCAGUCAGGUCAGUGUAAAGACGACGGACGCUGCGAGUGUCGUCCCGGCUUCGUCGGCGCUCGAUGUGACAUGUGUGAGGAGAACUACUUCUACAACCGCACGGUGCCGGGCUGCCAGCAGUGUCCCUCCUGCUACAGCCUGGUCCGGGACAAGGUGAACCAGCAGAGGCAGAAGCUUCAUGACCUGCAGACUCUGAUCGACAACCUGGGCUCGGGUCAGGAGAGCGUGAGCGACAAGGCGUUCGAGGACCGACUGAAGGAGGCGGAGCGAGCCAUCGACGAGCUGCUGGAGGAGGCUCAGACCAGCAAAGACGUGGACCGAGGCCUGUUGGACCGUCUGACCGUCAUCAACAACACGUUGACGACUCAGUGGAACCGGCUGCAGAACAUCCGCGGCACGGUGGACAGCACCGGCGCUCAGGCAGACCGCGCCCGCAGCCGAGUCCGAGACGCUGAGAGCCUGAUCGACCACGCCCGGCAGGAGCUGGACAAGGCCAAGGACGCCGUGGGCAAAGUGGACAUCAAACCGCCGGGCGGCAGCGGCGAGCCCAACAACAUGACGAUGCUGGCGGAGGAGGCCCGCAGGCUGGCUGAGAAGCACAAGAUGGACGCCGAUCAGAUCGAGAAGAUCGCCAGAGACGCCAACGACACGUCGACCAAGGCGUACAACCUCCUGCUGAAGACGCUGGACGGAGAGAGCAAGACCAGCCAGGAAGUGGAUGAGCUCAACAGCAAGUACAACGAGGCGAAGGAGCUGGCGAAGAGCCUGGAGAAACAGGCCAACAAGGUCCAGGCGGAGGCCGAGGACGCAGGAAACACAGCUCUGAAGAUCUUCGCCAACCUGACCAGCCUCCCGCCGUUCGACACCAAGGUGUUGGAGGACGAAGCCACGAAGAUUAAGAAGGAGGCGUCGGACCUGGACAAGCUGAUCGACAAGACAGAGAAGGAAUACAAUGACCUGAGAGACGACCUGAAGGCCAAGGAGCAGGAAGUCCGCAAGCUGCUGGAGAAAGGCAAGAGUGAGCAGCAGACCGCGGAUCAGCUGUUGGCUCGGGCUGAUGCUGCCAAAGCUCUGGCUGAGGAGGCGGCGAAGAAAGGUCGGUCGACCUACGGAGAGGCCGAGGGCAUCCUGACCGACCUGAGAGACUUCGACAAGAGGGUCAACGACAACAAGACGGCCGCUGAGGACGCCAUGAAGAAGAUCCCUGCCAUCAACGCCACCAUCAUGGCCGCCAACGAGAAGACCAGGCAGGCAGAGGCGGCGCUCGGAAACGCUGCCGCCGAUGCCCGAGAGGCCAAGAGCAAGGCGGAGGAGGCGGAGCGGAUCGCCAGCAACGUGCAGAAGGGCUCCGCCAAGACCAAGGAGGACGCAGAGAAGGCGUUCCAGGACACCAGCAAGCUGGACGGCGAGGUUGACGCCAUGAUGAACCAGCUGAGCGCCGCCGAGCAGGAGCUGGACCGGAAGAAGGACGAGGCCGACCAGGACAUGAUGAUGGCCGGAAUGGCGUCCACCAAUGCUAAGGAGGCAGAGGACAACGCCCGCAAGGCCAAGAGCGCCGUGAAGACGGUGCUGAGCACCAUCACCGCCCUGCUGGAUCAGCUGGGAAACAUCGACAAGGUGGACCUGAGCAAACUGAACCAGAUCGAUGAGUCGCUGAAGAGGGCCAAGGGCAAGAUGGCCGACAGCGAGCUGGACAGGAAGCUGACGGAGCUGAACGACGUGGCGCGAACUCAGGAGGAGAUGAUCAACGACUACGACCGGCAGAUCCGUGAGAUCCGCGCCGACAUCCUCAACCUCAACGACAUCAAGAACACGCUACCUGACGGCUGCUUCAACACGCCGUCUCUGGAGAGGCCAUAGCCCCGCCCCCUCGCCCGCCCCCUCACAGCUAACACUCUGGCGAACACGCCGACGACUUUUACCAAAACAGUUUUUUUUUAAUUUUUGUUUCCAGAUUCUUGUCUGUGAUUUUACUUUUACAAGAGAGAAGCAAAUAUUUCAAAUCACGUUUUUUUUAUUGAACCGAGAAGCGGAAGAACCU